GAAACCCAGUGAACUAAUAAUUCCCAUCAACAGCAGGUAGAUGUGGACACUAACCACUCUUUUACACUUGUACAUGCAUGAAAAAAAAAAAAAACUUUGGUCAGAGUUGGAUUGUCUGUCUCCACAUCAAAGCAACUGCUCAGAUACAAAUUCUAGCUCUGAAUGAUUUUUUCUUCUUCCUUUUGUUUCUUGCAGUCUCAGCACAAAUCCAUUGUGAUCUUUGCACUGAUGUGCUGCUGUGCUGUCCUGAUAGCAUUAAUAUUCUCUGCUAUAGAUGUGUGGGGGGAUGACGAGGACAAUAUCGAUGAAGCAAAAUGUAGCAGAUCCUGCCGUGUUGUGCUUGUGGAGAAUAUUCCAGAAGAUCUGUCCACUCCAUAUAAGGACACAGUUUCACUGGCCACUGGUCUCCGUGACCUUUUGGAUAAAGCACACCGAUCUGUUGAUAUUGUGUCACCGUGGUGGGCACUGAACCCUACCGAGUAUGAGUCAAAACCUCCCCAGGCCAAACAGGGUCAGAUCUUACUCCAUCUGUUGAUGCGUCUGCAGUCUCGGUCAGUCAGUUUGAGGGUGGUCAGUGAACUAACUAAUUCCUCAGAGCUCAAGGCACUCACUCAGAAUGGUGCGGAGGUGCAUUACCUGAACAUGACAGCCCUCACUAAAGGUCACAUCAACUCCUCCUUCUGGGUGGUGGACAGGAAACACAUGUACAUAGGAAGUGCUGGCAUGGAUUGGAGGUCACUGUCAACGAUGAAGGAGUUUGGCAUCAUUAUUUAUAACUGCACAUGUCUGGUGUUGGACCUGCACAGGAUAUUCAACCUAUACAGGCAACUGCAGUAUAAAGAGUUUUUGCCAUCAAUUUGGUCCAAGAAACUGAACGCUCUGUAUAACAGAGACAAAAACCUUCAACUUCAUCUGAAUAACACUGAAGCAAAAGCAUACAUUUCUAGUUCUCCAGAUGUUUUCUGCCCAAAAAAACGGACAAAAGACCUAGAGGCCAUUAAAAGAGUCAUUCAAGAGGCUAAGACAUUUAUCUACAUCUCCAUAACCAACUAUUUACCAAUGCUCAACCGCAGCCAACCCAAGUACUGGUCACACAUCGACAACAUGCUCCGAGAAGCCUUGAUUCUGAAAGAAAACAUCAAAGUACGGCUGUUAAUAAGCUGUUGGGAGCAGACUGACCCACUGACGCUGAACUUCCUGUGGUCUCUGAAAGCACUAUGCAUAGAGUCAGUCAGCUGCUCAGUGGAGGUGAAGUUCUUCAUUCCUCAGAUGCAGAGCAAUGGAUAUCUCUACGGAAUCAAUCACAACAGAUACAUGGUGACAGACACAUCUGUGUAUCUAGGGAAUUUAAACUGGGUGGGCGACGAGUUUGUCUACAACGCCGGUGUUGGGAUGGUGAUCAGUCAGCAGGUGGAGCAAAACAACUCGACUGUAGUUGAACGGAUGAAAACUGUCUUUGAGCGAGACUGGCAUUCACACUACAGUAAAACUCUACAGCCAAACAAGAUCCCAGCAUGCAGCAUGCACACAGUCAAAGAGCAGCCUCCGUCAAGCGAUGCUGUCUGAAAAUGACAUGCAAACCUUAAAUGUAUCAAUCAAUUUGUUGGCUGUGUUUCCUUUUAAUUGUACUUAGUUCAUACAACGAGCAAGGUUUUCUAUCAAAACCAUUUUUGUAAGGUAAUAACUAUUUUGCUAUAUUGUUUGACCAGUGUUUAACCUGGUAUUAAGAUGCAUUUUCAUGAUGCAAUCACAAGUGGUACAUCUUUAUCCUUUUCAUUUGCGUCAUUUACGCUAUUACUCGGAAGCCAGGAAACAUGGGUUUGUCUGAUAGACUGUAUUUAGGCACACCUCUCUGCACUCCCAUGAAAGUACUGUAUGGUGUGGCAAAAAAAAAGAAGGGUCUUGACAAAAUCUGAUUAUAAGUGCUCAUAGGAGAUGCAUUUGAGAUACAAACAUCUCGGCUGGCACACACACAAAUGCAUCUAAAUAGCACAUGGAGAUGUUGUAUGACUUGCUUUAAAAUGUUUGUCUCUGCUUAAGUGUUACGCUGAGAUUUUCUAUUCUGCAAAAGGUUUUUAUCUUUAACUAU
Molecule: messenger RNA, 2089 nt
Organism: Cyprinus carpio (common carp)
Lineage: Eukaryota; Metazoa; Chordata; Actinopteri; Cypriniformes; Cyprinidae
Product: inactive phospholipase D5-like
Exons: 9
Coding region: 163-1566 (467 amino acids)
Molecular function (GO): catalytic activity
Source: RefSeq, a predicted model, not a curated record